This is a messenger RNA of Chironomus riparius, 1719 nucleotides long. The record is from the annotation of a GenBank genome assembly. Lineage: Eukaryota; Metazoa; Arthropoda; Insecta; Diptera; Chironomidae.
GCUGAUCAUUGUGAUUUUGUUUUGACAAAAUGCACUAGAAAUUAAUUAAAGUAUAUUAAUUGUGUGUGAUUCUUGCGAUUAAUUAAGUGGAUCGUAUGAUAAAUGUUUAAUAUCGUGUUGCAUUUUGAUCAUUAGGAAAUUUGUUCAUGCGCAAAUCAAACGAAAGAAAAUCAAUAAAAUCGUGAAAAAAAUCUUCGCGAUUUCGUGUGUGAAUUUGUGAAAAUUAAUGAUUUAGCGUGUAUAAAUCACAAAUUAAAAUCAAUGGAAGCCUAGUGAAUGCUAUAUAGUAUAUAAAUAAUAUAAGGGUUAUAGUGAAAAGUGCAUAAUUUGUGGUGAAAAUUGAGAAAAUUGGAAAGUUUUUUCCAUCAUUCGAAAAAAUUUGAUAUAGAAAAAAAAAUUGCAAAAAUCCCAAAAGUGAUUUUUCUUUAACAUUCAUCCAAGCGACUGCCUCAACAUAUAUUGAAAUACAACAUUAAAAAGCAUUAUGACGAAGGAUAGAUUAGCAGCUUUACAAGCGGCUCAAAGUGACGAUGAAGAUGCGGGGAUGGAUGAUGUUGCCAUCAACGUCGAUGGCUUCAUGGAAGAAUUCUUCACUGAGGUGGAAGAGGUUAGAGAGAUGAUAGAUAAAAUACAAUAUAAUGUCGAGGAAGUUAAGAAAAAACACAGCGCCAUCUUAUCCGCUCCGCAAACGGAUGAAAAAACCAAGCAAGAGUUAGAGGAUCUGAUGGCAGAUAUUAAGAAAAAUGCCAAUAGAGUUAGAGGAAAACUAAAGAAUAUCGAACAAAAUAUCGAGCAAGAAGAGCAAGGAAAAUCUGCGAGUGCUGACUUGCGAAUACGUAAAACACAGCAUUCAACAUUAUCAAGAAAAUUUGUUGAAGUAAUGACAGAAUAUAAUCGAACGCAAACUGAUUAUAGAGAGAGAUGUAAAGCAAGAAUACAACGUCAAUUGGAAAUCACUGGUAAAGCUACAACAAAUGAGGAGCUCGAGGAGAUGUUGGAGCAAGGAAAUUCAGCAGUGUUUACACAAGGAAUUAUUAUGGAAACACAACAAGCUAAACAAACCCUGGCAGAUAUUGAAGCUCGACACGCUGAUAUCAUUAAACUUGAAAACUCAAUUCGAGAAUUGCAUGAUAUGUUUAUGGAUAUGGCAAUGUUGGUUGAAAGUCAGGGUGAAAUGAUCGAUCGUAUAGAGUAUCAUGUUGAACAUGCAAUGGAUUACGUCCAAACGGCAACACAAGAUACCAAAAAAGCACUCAAAUACCAAAGUAAAGCUCGUCGGAUAAUUAUUAUCAUCAUCGUCUUAUGGACCUUGCUGACUUGCAAUAAGCUUUCAUCAUUACAAAGAAAUGGACAGAGCGUAUGUAGCUUCAAAUGUAUAUCUUUCUCGUUACACAAAAGAACAGAUAUUUUAGUUUUCAUCGGUUCCUAUUGAACCAUUUUAUUCCUUCGGUUCCCUUUUUCGAUAACGAUAAUCCAAUUUAACAUCCGAAAAAAUAUAAAAUAAGAAUAAAAAAUAAUGUAUAAGAACGACGCGAAGACUUUUUAUUUUGUUCCUUGAGUUGUUAAAGGUUGAUAAGCCAUAUUUAUAAUGUAAUGAAAAAAGAUGAAAAUACAUAUGGACACAUAAGAUUGACAUAAAAUAAGAAAAUAACGAAAAAAUUGUUUUCCUUCUUCUAUUUCUCUUCCUUCUCUCUUCACGUCUAUCUCAAAUACUCUUCG